Messenger RNA from Emiliania huxleyi CCMP1516, 507 nucleotides. RefSeq lists its product as hypothetical. The record is from RefSeq and is a predicted model, not a curated record. Lineage: Eukaryota; Haptophyta; Isochrysidales; Noelaerhabdaceae. The transcript has 6 exons. The coding region runs from base 1 to 507 and encodes 168 amino acids.
AUGUUCUUCGCGUUCGUAGCCACCGCAGCCCUCUCGCCGCAGCCGCCACCUUCCCGCGCCGGACGGCGCGAGGUGCUGUUCGCCGUGGCCGCCGGCUCACUUGCCGCGCCGUCUGCUCUGCUUUCCGCCCCGCGCCAGGCCCGUGCCUCCUAUGCGAUGUACCAAGCGUCUCAGAAGAGCUUCGACGAGCGCAAGGCGGACAAGAACUGGAAGCCCGUGGCCACCUCUGAUCGCGACUCGCUCGCCCAGGCCCAGUCUCAAGUGGCAGCGCUCCGCGCCUACCCAGCGGCGCGCUCCGCGCGUGCUUUCCAGCGGCGCGCUCCGCGCGCGGCCGUGCUCUCACGUCGCCGGAGCUACCUCGGCUAUCGGAACCAUUUUACAAGUUUGCCCGCCGACAUCCCGGCGCACUUUGGCAACCGGCGGCAACGACUUGCGGCGUCAGCAUUCGAACGCACCAGCGCGCUCCGCGCGCACCAUAAUCUCAGUGCCUAUGCUUAUAGCCACUAA